AAGAAGAACAAGGAAAAGGAUAAUAAUAAUAAAAAAAAAGAGCCAGAAUGGGCAUUUUGUUCACCAGAAUGUUCUCUUCUCUGUUCGGUAAUAGAGAAGCUCGAAUCCUUGUGCUUGGGCUCGACAAUGCCGGAAAAACCACCAUUCUCUAUCGGCUUCAAAUGGGAGAGGUAGUCUCCACGAUCCCAACAAUUGGGUUCAAUGUGGAAACUGUACAGUAUAACAAUAUUAAGUUCCAGGUCUGGGAUUUGGGUGGGCAGACAAGCAUCAGGCCAUACUGGAGAUGUUAUUUCCCAAAUACUCAAGCUGUAAUCUAUGUAGUUGAUUCAAGUGAUACUGAUAGAAUUGGAAUAGCCAAAGAAGAAUUUCAUGCAAUUUUGGAGGAAGAAGAAUUGAAAGGUGCAGUUAUCCUCAUUUUUGCAAACAAGCAGGACCUCCCUGGUGCUCUUGAUGAUGCUGCUGUGACUGAGGCCCUGGAGUUGCACAAGAUAAAAAAUCGUCAGUGGGCCAUCUUUAAGACAUGUGCUGUUAAGGGUGAAGGCCUCUUUGAGGGCUUGGACUGGUUGACUAAUACUCUCAAGUCCGGGGGUGGCUAACUUUGUCAGAUGAAGUCUUAACAUUAGCUCUGUCAAUGCAUGCUACACAGGAGUUAUCUUAAUUGUUAUUGCCAUUGAUUUAUGCUUGGCUUGCAUUCAUUCCAUGUCAUGCUCUUUCUUCUUAUUGUCCUUUUCAUUUAUGGAGGUUUUAGGGGGGUGUUUAGUACGAGGUUAACGAGGAGUAGAUAUUAUCCUUGUAAUUUUUAAUCCUUAUUAAUGUUGUUUAGAUACUUAAAAAGAGAAUACGUUAACUUUUCUUCUCAUUAAUAUUUAUACCUUGUUGGAA
This is a messenger RNA of Hevea brasiliensis (rubber tree), 882 nucleotides long. Its product is annotated as ADP-ribosylation factor 1. Lineage: Eukaryota; Viridiplantae; Streptophyta; Magnoliopsida; Malpighiales; Euphorbiaceae. Gene Ontology annotation, cellular component: cytoplasm; Golgi apparatus. The transcript has 8 exons. Bases 48 to 596 code for a protein of 182 amino acids. Gene Ontology annotation, molecular function: GTP binding; GTPase activity. The record is from RefSeq and is a predicted model, not a curated record. Gene Ontology annotation, biological process: vesicle-mediated transport; intracellular protein transport.